This is a messenger RNA of Liolophura sinensis, 3610 nucleotides long. Its product is annotated as tudor domain-containing protein 7B-like. The transcript has 16 exons. The coding region runs from base 14 to 2662 and encodes 882 amino acids. Gene Ontology annotation, cellular component: P granule. NCBI's taxonomy places the organism in Eukaryota, Metazoa, Mollusca, Polyplacophora, Chitonida, Chitonidae. Gene Ontology annotation, biological process: lens fiber cell differentiation; P granule organization; lens morphogenesis in camera-type eye. The record is from RefSeq and is a predicted model, not a curated record.
AGUAGCCGUAUACAUGUCUUACCUUUCGGGGGAUGGACAUUUCUACCUUCACCGAGCCGACACGGAUAUAGACAACAUCAACGAGGACAUACAGUGCCUUAGCGAGACUGCUUCACGAAUCCCAGGACCUGAGCUGACACCAGGAGACUACUGUGUCGCCAAAUAUACAGCUGAUAACACAUGGUGCAGGGCCCGCAUCUUACAAUACGUCCCUGGAACAGACACGGUGGAUGUGUUGUUCGUGGAUUAUGGCAAUGAGGAACAAAUCGCUCUCCAGUCUAUCCGCCAGUUGAACCCCAAACUUUCCUUUCAUCCUGCCCAGUCCAUCAAAUGUGAGCUGUAUGGGGCAAAGUCUUGGCAGGGUGAUUUAUGGAGUGAAAAGGCAAUUGAGAAAUUUGCUGACGUUUGCGGGAAUGUGGAACUAGUGGCUCUGACUAUAUCACACUCAGAUAAUAUGUGUGUGGUGGAACUGUAUAAUUCUGGGGGAGACGGGCAGUCUAUAAACGAGCUCAUGGUCCGACAGGGAUUACUCAAACCAACGGCAGAGAAACUCCUGCGCUUAGUUCCCGAGAAGACAGACAAGACUACAGGGAAUGGAGAAAUGACAGAGACAGAAGAACAUCAAGAUAGGGAGUUGCCGGCAGUGACACCUCCUCUCGGUAAACCUGGACCUCUCCAGUUCCCAGACGAGCGAUACUGGGAUGUCUACGUCUCCUUCCUGACCUCCAUCAAAGACAUCACCUUCAGACUCGUUGGGGAAAAUUACUCUGUCAAACUGGAGGAGCUAGAGGUGUCCUUGAAAGAUUGUUACAGUUCUGCCGCUGUCACUUCUGGGGAAGAGAUUGUCGAAGGCUCUGUGUGUGUGGCCAGUGUGGAUGGUCUGUACCAUAGGGUCAGGGUCCUCAACAGAGAAGGGAACAAGGCAAAAUGUUUCUUCCUCGAUCAUGGUGACACAGAUGAGAUGGACAUUCAGAAUUUAAGACUGAUAUCGGCAGACUUCAACACUUUGCCCUACCAGGCUUGUCACUGUGAGCUGCAUGGACUGGAACUGACCAGUGAGGCACUGACAGCUCUUGCCCUGGAAACUUUGCUUAACUACGUGCUUGGCAAGACAUGUGUUGCCGAGGUAGUGACCAGCUAUGGUCGCCACCACAGUGUUGUUUUGUUCGACACUUCUGGAGAGGAAGAUGUCAACAUCAAUGAUGCCAUUGCAAAACUAACAGCAGAGGAAAAUACAAAGUGUGUACAGUUUGUGAAGUCCGGUGGAUAUCUGCUCAUGGGACCAUACGAUAUUCCUACGCCAUGCGAUGAUCAGUUAUCAGUCACCUCAGAAAGUAGUUCCAUCUCCAGCUCGGGUAGACAAGAAGUUGUCAUUGUGAAGCCGAAAUUCUUAAAAUACCAAAUGAACCGUGAGUCAGCAUUCAACGAUGCAGAGUCUGUGUCGUCCGAAUGCAGUUCAACUUCUGAGAUGUCCAUAACUUUAAAACCAAAGUUCCACACCAAAUCCACGACAAAUCAAUCUGCGAGAAAUCCAAAUGCUUCAGCAGAUUCAAAUUUGCUCGCAAUAGGUGACCUUCAGUUGUCAGAAUCUGGUGACAGUGCAAAUUUCUCAGACGUUGCGUCCUCUUCAACGAUGUCAAGUCUGGACACGUCACUUGGUCAGCCGUGUUCUAUCGAACCUGCGAUGUUGCAACAGUUUUCUCAAGGUAUCAACCAAGAGAGCAUUGUAGGAACAACAUUGUCACCUGGCAUGUCGCAGGGGAAGUCCCGGCCAUCCACCACAGAAGAUCGUUCUGAUGUUCAUCCGGAGGACAUGCCCUUACCGGAAUCCUGCUCUGAUUUCUCCUCCGCGUCCGACUUAGACCAAGGGCUGUCUUUGGGUUCCGGAAUGCCAGGAAUCUCUUCAUGGGACGGGAAAACAAGCGACAUCCAUCGUAAGGUUUCAACGACAAAGAGUCAGACACCUGUUAAUGCUGCUACGAGUUAUGCUCCCCAAGGGGCUUGGUCAUUCCCUGCUGACAUGGACAUCUGGGGCAAAGAGUAUCUGUCCCUGCCACUCCCACCCUUCUUGCAACCUCCACCAGUUGGACAGUACAUGGACGUACGUGUGCGUUGGGCAAGCGAUCCAGAAAACUUUGUAUGCUUGCCGUACAACACCUUGCAGCAGUUUACAGAGUUCACGGAGUCUUUACAAAAAUACUUUGAGGAAAAUCCCCCUGCUCGCACCCCGCGUAUGGAGGAGAUCCAGGCGGGCCAUCUGUACGCAGGUCGCCAGUGUGGCACCUGGUAUAGGGUCAUUGUCAAGGACUUCUUACAGGACACAGACCUGGUAUGUAUUUUAAUGGCGGAUAUUGGAGAGUUUGAUGUGAUGUCCCUGAGUGAUUUGCACCCUUUGCCCCUCCAGUUCUGGAGAAUUCCUUUUCAAGCUAUCCGUGCCAAGUUACAUGGUGUAACCUGCGCAGCGUCCAAAUCCUGGUCCGAGGCAACAAAGUUCAAGUUCCUGGAACUCGUUCUCGACAAAGACUUGGUGGCCAUGGUCCAAGCCAAAGAUGACAGUGCAGGGGUUGUCUCCCUUGAUCUUGUUGACACCUCGCAGGAAAACCAAGAUAUUUGCAUUAAUGAUAUCUUCAUCUCCAAGCUCCUUUCCUGGACUGACAGCUAAGGCGUUGCUCUGAUAAAAACAAGAAAAAGUUGUACAUAACUUGUAAUCAGAUAUUGUAUGUGUAAUGAAAGAAAUCCGAUGCAUUGUAACCCAAAAAAAUUGAUACGUUGAUAUAUUGAUACAUUGGAGUGGAAGUUUUCACUCUUUUCAUUUUCUCAACGUUGGGUGACUUUUGGAUUCAUACCUUGCCUGGCUGGGCAAAAUUAAGACUUGAAAAAUUAUUAUGUCAGUUAUUACACCUAAUGUUGUAUUGUGAAUAUUCAUGGAGAUUUAUGUGAUAUAAGGAAUGGUAUUCAAUAUUACUUUUUUGUUUUGGACUGUGAACAAAUACAUACAUUUAUACAGUUGUCCAGCAAAUCCUUUAAUAAGCUGUUAAAGCCUUAAGAAAAUAUCAUAUGGCCGUUGGAUCUAUUCUUUCCCAAUUUAGAGUAUACACACGUAGCUCUGAUUAAAUGUUCCUAGGCAUGAAACUUCUAAUUUUGUUAUGUGAAUGAUGGGGGUUCCAUGUGUUUGUGACGUGAAUGAUUAGGGUCCCAUGUAUUUGUGACGUGAUUGAAUGGGGCCCAUGUAUUUAUUACGUGGAUGAUUAGGGCCCAUAUAUUUGUGAGGUGAACGAUUGGGGUCCAUCGAUUUGUGACAGAGGAUUUCAACUGUUGAAUUUAGAGCAUGAACUUAAUGUCAUGGAAACAACUUGUGUGGAAAGGCAACCUCCAAGGGUGUGUUAUUGUGUAAAUAAGUACAGUGAGUUUGCGUAAAUCAUGAUGGUCCAUGGAAAGAUCUACCAGCAACCUGCGGAUGGUUGUGGGUUUGCUGCCAUCAUAAUAUGGGCUGCCAUUGUGUAAGUGAAAUAUUCUGAAGUACGGCGUAAAACACCUGUCCAUUAAAUACAUUAAAUUAAUGUGCUUGUGAUUAGACAUCAAUGUGGAACUUGCCAGUGCCAGUGCCAGU